Messenger RNA from Epinephelus fuscoguttatus (brown-marbled grouper), 3004 nucleotides. Its product is annotated as 7 transmembrane receptor domain-containing protein. The record is from RefSeq and is a predicted model, not a curated record. Gene Ontology annotation, biological process: G protein-coupled receptor signaling pathway. Gene Ontology annotation, cellular component: neuron projection; plasma membrane. The transcript is spliced from 4 exons. Bases 242 to 1330 code for a protein of 362 amino acids. Gene Ontology annotation, molecular function: neuropeptide Y receptor activity; neuropeptide binding. NCBI's taxonomy places the organism in Eukaryota, Metazoa, Chordata, Actinopteri, Perciformes, Serranidae.
CACCGUCUCCUCGCCUGACUCCUCGUAUCACUGUUGGCUUCUGUAUAACCUGCAGGAAAGCAUUUCUGACCAGACGUGUAAGAUAUGUAACUCAAAGAAAAGGAGUGAAGAAAACAAAAAAAAAGGCGACAAAGAAAAAAAGAGGAAAAUAAGCUAAUUUGCUGAACUGUGGUGACACCACACAGGGACACUCUCAGUAUCUCCAAUUUGAAACAUCUGCACAGGGUUGGCCUCCAGAGACAUGGAUAUCUUCAUGGACGGGGAUUUCAGCGUGAUUGGUAACAUCAGCCAUGACACAGCACGGGAGAGACUAGAAGAAAGCAAAGACCAAGGUCUAAACCACAGUGACCCACUGGACAUGUUUAUAGGCAUGGAGCUCCUUCAGCGUUUCAAACCUCUUUUCCUGCCUCUCUACUGCCUUGUAGUGGUUGUGGCUGGUGUUGGAAACUCCUUCCUGUUGGCUUGCAUCUUGUCUGACAAGAAACUCCACAAUGCCACCAACUUUUUCAUCGGUAAUUUAGCGGCUGGAGACCUGCUGAUGUGUUUGAGUUGUGUUCCACUGACUGUGUCGUACGCCUUCGACAGUCAUGGCUGGGCUUUCGGGAGACCCCUGUGCCACUUGGUCCCCUUGCUGCAAUGUGCCACUGUGUUUGCAUCAGUGCUUUCGCUCACUGCCAUUGCUGUAGAUCGCUACAUUGUUGUAGCUCACCCAGUACGGAGGAGGAUCUCAGUGUGGGGUUGUGGUGCAGUGACUCUCGGUGUCUGGCUUUUAUCUCUGGCCCUGGCUGCGCCUCCUUCUCUCUACACACGCUAUCUGGAUCUGCGACCCAGUGGCAUAGACCUGGUAGUUUGCGAGGAAUUCUGGCCUCAGAGUGGCAAUCUGCGGCUGCUCUACUCCUGCUUCAUCCUCAUAGCCUCCUACAUGAUCCCGCUGCUGUCUGUUAGCGUGUCCUACUGUGCCAUUACUGUCAGCCUAAAAAGCUAUUCAGUACCCGGAGAGCCAUCCAACAGCCAGCAGCGCUGGAGCCAAAGGAGGAAGAAGACCUUUUCUCUGCUGGUGGCGUCAGUGCUGGCUUUCGCCCUGUGCUGGCUGCCCCUGCAGGUGCUGAACCUGUUGCUCGACCUGGACCCAGACUUCCACAUCAUAGGGAAGCGCUACAUAAAUGUCUUACAAGUCUGCUGUCAUUUAGUGGCUAUGAGCUCUGCGUGCUACAACCCCUUCAUCUAUGCCUCGCUGCACAGCAAAGUCCGCAUGCACCUGAAAGGCUACCUCUGCCCUUGUCACAAUCUUCAGAGGGGGAUGGUGGAGAGGGCGACGUCUAGGAGUUGAUUUCAGAUCUCGUCCACUAUUAUACAACUGACCUGCAGAGCGCUGUCUUCACCCACCAGCACUUGCACCCCUGACCCUGAUGUUAAUGCCUGAGGUGUCCAUGAGAAAAUAAGGCUUAAAAUCCAUUUAAGUCAGAUUUCCCUGUGCUUUUACAGCAUUUUUGUGACGUCAAGACAUUCGGUCCUCUCUUGUACAGUGUCCCCACAGGCAGUGUGCUAAAUAAGGCCAUAUAUGACAAACACGCGAAGACACAGAUCCAGACCAGACUGAAGAUUAAGUCAUCUACUGGGAUCCCUGUGUUUUUCUUGGACGGCCGAGCUUCUGGCAUGGAAACUAAGCAGGUCUUGCGGCUUUAAAAAGGCCUGCAGGGGCAUAAACACAGCGUCAGGGGGUUCUGCUGCAAACAUGCUGCUGGAGGCUGAGACCAGGGGUGGCUACACUGGCUGCAGGGCCUGGUUAUACUUAAAUGGAAAAUGCUUGACUUCAGGGAACUGACCGAGCAAUGAACUCUUCUCACCAGACAUGGAUUACAGACCAAGAAGAGGACGUGCAAAAGACACAAUGUGAUUGUUUAAUUUGUCCCUGGUAUUGAAUAUUUGUGCUUUCAGAUUAGUUAUAUAUCGCUUGUAUUGCGUACUACCUACAUGCUAUUAGAUUUAUUAUGUUGUUAUUAUGUUGCCUGCUUUUGUUGUGUCAUUCUAUAGUAGUUGUUCUGUAUGGUUUUGGCUCCAGUGUCUAACUUUGUGUGUCAUCUGUGCACGUGAAUAAAUAUGUUUGUACAUGCAUAUGUAGUGUGCACAGGAUCUGGGUGGAAAGAUUAAUAUGUACUGUAAUGGGAAAUCAAAUCUGCAGCUUUUAUGUCACCUUGAAACCUUUGUUUGUAAAAUGUAAUUAACGCAAAAUUCAUAAAUGUGUUACCUGAUGAACAAAGUCUCAGUGCUUUGGCUCUGUGUGGAAAAAUCGACUGCCACAAUGAUCAACUUGAUAUUCAAAGCAUGAACUCUAAGUGUCACUACCAUUCCCAUUGAGUUCGCAUCAAGCUUUCUUAAUGCCCCUUCUCUGUUUGUCGAAGCCUGGGUAUCAAGUCAAUCUUUGAACGUGCCUCCUGUUAAAAGGCUCUGCAAAGAACCAGCUAAUGUGGUCUAAAUUGCAUUUAAGGCAAAGUUAAUCCUUUUCACUUAGUUACUCAGAGAUCUAUUACUAUUGCUUCUUAUAAUUAAAAAUGAUUAAUUUUUCUACUGUUAACUGGAAGGGUUGCAACAAUGCAUUACUCUCAAUAAAAGUAUCAUAGUGCAGGGCAGAUUGUCCAUUAACAACUCCAACCAGCCCAUUCAAAAAUGUCAAAACACCAUUUUGGUCAGCCAGCUGGCACAAACUGAAAUAAGCUACUCAGUGUAGCUUUAGUGCAAGUUAAUAAGCCCCUGCUCCCCGGCCAGUGCUGCUGAUGCCAACUGUCACCUUUUAACAAUCAGAUUGCUUUGCUCUUUGUUGCUCGGUUGCCUUCUCUUUUCUCUCUAAGUGAACCUUGAGACUGCAUUCAGCUCUACUCAAUUGGAUUUUUGGCCUGAUGCUCUUUCUGAAAGGGUCGGCAAGAGUUAUAGUUUUUUGGUUUGUUUCUUUCUUUCUUUCUUUCUUUCUUAAAAAGGGUAGUCGAGGCUACAUUAAAUGUCUCUC